AUGGCUAAGAAACAGUCUAUUUCCAAAGCGCUUGAAAAUGUUGAAAAAAUAAAGGUUUCAAGUGAUAAAUCAGUUGAAGAAAUUGAAGAAGAUUUACAAUUACCUUCAUCAUCGGAUGAUGAAGAUGCCAGUGAGGAUGAAGAACAUGUAUUAUCUGAAGAAAGUGAUGAUGAUGAUGAUGAUGAUGAAAUAAACGGUUUAUCUAGUGAUGAUGAUGAAGAUGAAGAAGAAGGUGAAGAAGAAAAUGAUGGUUCAAAAGGAAACAAAUCUGGUCAUUCUGUGAAUAAAGUCAUUAAAGUUAAUGAAGAAGAAACUGAAGAUUCUAAAUCAAGUAAAAGUAAAAAAACUCCAAAAUCUGGUGUCAUAUAUAUUGGAAGAUUACCUGAAGGAUUCCAAGAAAAAGAAUUAAAGACAUAUUUCAAACAAUUUGGUGAUAUAGUCAAUCUUAAAUUAUCUCGUAAUAAGAAAACUGGUAAGAGUAAACAUUAUGGAUUUAUAGAAUUCCAAUCCUUUGAAGUUGCUAAAAUUGCUGCUGAAACCAUGAAUAAUUAUUUAUUGUUUGGUCAUUUAAUAAAAUGUGAAGUUGUCAAUGAACCUUUCAAAGAUUUAUUUAAAGAUUCCAAAAAGAAAUUCAAAGUUAUUCCUUGGAAGAAAAUAGCUAAAGAAAAGCAUGAUAAACCAAAAUCUGCUAAAGAAUGGGCUAAAUUGGUUGAAAAUUUCGAAGAGUCUAAGAAAAAGAAACAAGAGGAAUUGAAAAGUAAAGGUAUUGACUUUGAUUUGAGUUCUAUAUAG
Messenger RNA from Candida tropicalis MYA-3404, 792 nucleotides. It is a transcript of the gene NOP15, whose product is annotated as rRNA-binding ribosome biosynthesis protein. Gene Ontology annotation, molecular function: RNA binding. Gene Ontology annotation, biological process: maturation of LSU-rRNA from tricistronic rRNA transcript (SSU-rRNA, 5.8S rRNA, LSU-rRNA). The record is from RefSeq and is a predicted model, not a curated record. The transcript has a single exon. Lineage: Eukaryota; Fungi; Ascomycota; Pichiomycetes; Serinales; Debaryomycetaceae. Bases 1 to 792 code for a protein of 263 amino acids. Gene Ontology annotation, cellular component: nucleolus.